UACAAGGGUAGGGUAUUAAGCCGUAUCGCUUGAGCCUUUCCCAUAAACACAAACACAAGCACUGAAUUGAGUUCACUGUCGACAAGUUUCGCCCCAACACUCAACUCGGCUCGUCGCUAUUGUUGUUGUUCUUCUUCUCCAUAUCAAACAAAGUAUAGAUAAAAUAUCAUUGCAGCUUCAUUUUCAUCCUCCAAUUAAUUAGCAAUGGGGCACACAUCCCUUUUCACUCCCUCUUCCUCUCUUAGGUUCAACUCUCUUCUUGUUUCCUCCACCCCCUCUUCUUCUUCACGCUCCAACAGCGUUUCUUUCCCCGCCCUCUCCAGGAACAUAAGGAAAUCGGUAGAAGAUAGAAAGAUUAAUAAAAAUUCUGCUGUGAAAGCAGUGUAUGGUGAUGAAUUUUGGACACCUGCGAGGAGUUCACCUCAGGAUAUUUGGUCCAUAAGGAGUGAUUUGCAAGUCCCAUCUUCCCCUUAUUUCCCUACCUAUGCACAAGGACAAGGGCCACCCCCCAUGGUUGCGGAGCGUUUCCAGAGUGUUAUAAGUCAGCUUUUCCAAUACAGGAUAAUCCGUUGUGGUGGAGCAGUUGAUGACGAUAUGGCAAACAUCAUAGUUGCUCAGCUCCUGUACCUCGACGCUGUUGAUCCUAACAAGGAUAUUGUCAUGUAUGUAAAUUCUCCAGGAGGGUCGGUUACAGCUGGAAUGGCUAUAUUUGAUACAAUGAGGCAUAUCCGACCUGAUGUGUCUACUGUUUGUGUUGGAUUAGCAGCUAGUAUGGGAGCUUUUCUGCUGAGCGCAGGGACAAAAGGAAAGAGAUACAGCUUGCCAAAUUCAAGGAUAAUGAUUCAUCAACCGCUUGGUGGUGCUCAAGGAGGGCAAACUGACAUAGAUAUUCAGGCUAAUGAAAUGCUGCAUCAUAAGGCAAAUCUGAAUGGAUAUCUCGCCUAUCACACUGGCCAAAGUUUAGACAAGAUCAACCAGGAUACAGACCGUGACUUUUUCAUGAGUGCAAAAGAAGCCAAGGAAUAUGGACUCAUAGAUGGUGUCAUUAUGAAUCCUCUCAAAGCUCUCCAGCCAUUAGAGGCUGCAGCAGAAGGUAAAGACCGGGCUAGUGUUUGAACAUGAGAAUGUUGCACUUUAAUUUCCAAGGUAUAAAAAAUCAUAGUGUUAGACUGUAAGAUGUUUUUGGUUGCUGAGUCCAACUUAAUUUUUUUUUACGGAUGUUGAUACCUGUGCCCAUGUACCAAAAAUGAGGCGAAAUUGAUACUAUUUAUUUAAUAUUCACUGCUUCAGAGUUAAUACUGACAGAAGGUUCUUUAAUGGAACCUGAAUGUGAUUUUAACUUCAAGCAUUCUUUUGUGAUGAACU
Messenger RNA from Glycine soja, 1365 nucleotides. RefSeq names its product ATP-dependent Clp protease proteolytic subunit 5, chloroplastic-like. Gene Ontology annotation, molecular function: ATPase binding; ATP-dependent peptidase activity; serine-type endopeptidase activity. Lineage: Eukaryota; Viridiplantae; Streptophyta; Magnoliopsida; Fabales; Fabaceae. The record is from RefSeq and is a predicted model, not a curated record. The transcript has 9 exons. Bases 205 to 1116 code for a protein of 303 amino acids. Gene Ontology annotation, cellular component: endopeptidase Clp complex. Gene Ontology annotation, biological process: protein quality control for misfolded or incompletely synthesized proteins.